Ilex paraguariensis (yerba mate) is the source of this 2330-nucleotide messenger RNA. Lineage: Eukaryota; Viridiplantae; Streptophyta; Magnoliopsida; Aquifoliales; Aquifoliaceae. The record is from the annotation of a GenBank genome assembly.
CCACCUCCUCUCUCUCUCUCUCUCUUUGUGCCUUCUCUCUGCCUACAAAAUAUGAGAAUGCUUCUCUACGUUUCUUGCAACUUCUUCUUCUUCCUCUUCCUCUUGUUCAAAGUUUCCGACUUUUUCACUGCUAAGCUAAUUCUAAUUUGAAAAUCAAGGAUCUGAGGGUUGAUAAAGUACUCGAAGUUGGUCUUUGGUUGACAUUUUAUUUGAAUUUUUUUAUCAACCAGAGAGAGAAAAUAGAGAAGAGCUUUGCUGUUUAGAGCUAUAUUCCUAUCAGGUGUUAUUCAUUGAUUUUACCUCAAAUAAGUUGUUUGAUCCAUUAAUUUUAGCUAGGCUGAGGUGGGUUUCCUCCCUUAUCUCUUCUAAAUAUUUUUUAUUUUGAUUUUCCCAAACCUGAUAUUUUGCAUACAAAUGUAUAUGUGUGUUUGUAUGUUAUUUUGAGACAUUGUUUUGAUUCUCAUUCUCUGUAAUGAUUUUGUUCUUUCUCUUUCCUUUAAUUGAAAAUUCAUACUGAAUGCUUUCGGUAUGUUGCAUGGCAUUUGGGUUCUGGGCUUCGGUCUAUUUUGAUAGUUAUGCUGUUCAAGAUUUGAUUUUGACAAAGAAUUGUUUGAAUAUUUGAGGGUUUUUGUUAUCAAUAUAAUCUCUGCUCCUUUUCUCUAUUAAAAUUAAGGCAUUAUAUUUUUAUGGAAGAUCUUGAUAUUGGGUAUAUGUGAUCUGAUCACUUUCUCAUUAUGGGCCUGGAAACAGGUUGAAUCUUGAGUUGAAGGAAUACUUUUCUCUAUGGGGGAAGCUCCAGCCUUUUUUGAUGAUCUUCAAAGGGAUUUCUCAAAUGGGUUUGAUUUGAAAUCCAAAGGCCGCCAAACAGCUACCACCAUCGGCAGCAAAACAUAUGUGAUUGAUGGUACGGACGGUGAAUCAAUUGGAGUGCAGAUUUUCAACAGAUCUACGGGUGAAUUGGUGAUUCCUGCUGUGUUGGGAACAAAACCCAAGCUGUUUAAGGGUCAUUCAGCUGUGCUUGUGGAUGACGACCGGAUAUUGGUUCUUAAAGGGAAUUCGAGCUCUGAUGACUUCACUUGGUUUCUUGAGGUGGACACCCCAUUUGUAAGAGAGCAGAAAAAGAAUUUUGAAUCUGAGGUGGUUGCAUGGAGUAAGGGGGUUACUGGUAAUGCUGAGAAACCCAUUGUUAUCAGUGGUCCUUCUGGAGUAGGUAAGGGUACAUUGAUAUCCAAACUAAUGGAAGAAUUUCCGGACAUGUUUGGAUUUUCUGUGAGCCACACAACCCGUGCUCCAAGGAACAUGGAGAUGAAUGGGGUCCAUUACCAUUUCACUGAGCGAAAUGUUAUGCAGAAAGAUAUAAAGGAUGGGAAGUUCCUUGAGUUUGCUGCUGUUCAUGGAAAUCUUUAUGGAACCAGUGUAGAAGCCGUUGAGGUGGUUGCAGAUGCAGGGAAGAGAUGCAUCCUUGACAUUGAUGUUCAAGGAGCAAGGUCUGUGAGGACUAGGUCUCUUGAAGCAAUUUUUAUCUUUAUCUGCCCUCCCUCAUUUGAGGAGCUGGAGAAGCGCCUUCGUGCAAGGGCUACCGAGUCGGAGGAACAGAUCCAAAAGCGUCUUCGAAAUGCUAGGGCAGAACUUGAACAAGGAAACUCUCCUGGCGUUUUUGAUCAUAUCUUGGUAAAUGAUGACCUUGAGACUUGUUAUGACAGCCUUAAGAAACUGUUGGGUCUUAAUGAAGGCCUAGAAUCUAUCCUUAAACCAUCCCCGAAAUUAGUCGACCUCCCCAUGGACCAUUCAGUAUCAAAAAUUGAUCAGAAGAUCCUGAUAAAUUGUGGCACUGCAGAAGCAGAAAAAGCAUCACAGAACUUGUGUGUGCUGGAUCUAUCUUUGAUCAAAGGAGGAGCACCGGGACGUACAAGAGGACUGAAUGUGUAUGCUAUCAAUCCUUCAGCAAAUGGCAUAAAUGGCGUCAAACAGCUGAGCUAACGCACUACCCUCCACUUGAUACUAACUUAAUUCCUCGUUAUUUUUUUCAUUUCCUUCUCUUUUUAUUUUCAUUUUAAAAUAACUGAAAAAGGGAUUGGAGCUACUAGUUUAGUUCUUGCAAAUAUUUGGAGUUUUAACUUGUCAUCAUUCUUCAUUUGAGAAUGGAGUUGAUUUGGAGAUAUAGCAUUUGAUCAUAUUGCUUCCCAUAUUUUGAGAUGAGAGAUGAUUUGAAUUUUGCAUUGCAAAUUUAAGUUACUCGAGCGAGAGCGAAAUGUAUGUUUUCUAGUUUUUCAUGUGGAGAAUAAUCUCAGUUCUGAUAAAAUUCAAUUUGAUCCAUAUUUUAUAACAAC